Molecule: messenger RNA, 987 nt
Organism: Paraphaeosphaeria sporulosa
Lineage: Eukaryota; Fungi; Ascomycota; Dothideomycetes; Pleosporales; Didymosphaeriaceae
Exons: 2
Coding region: 1-987 (328 amino acids)
Source: RefSeq, a predicted model, not a curated record
AUGUUGACAUCUUUCACCUGGACGCUUGCGCCUUUGCCCUGUGAUCAAAAGCGUGUUUUGAGUGGACCCGCGGCUGUCUUCGAGGGGCUCGCAAACGCUCGUAAUCAACUUAUCCGGGGAGCUGAGAUGUACUCCGCUGGCUCCCUGCGUUUCACACGAUCGAAUAUGUGGACACUACGCAAUCAUAAUGUUUACCGUGACACUCACCCGCACGCACCUCCAUCUCCUCCACCAGCGAAACACCUCGGCAACAUGCAUCCAGCUGCGGCAGUAGUCGCCAUCACCAAGCGAAACUCGACCAAAUCCCCGCUGUUUCGUCUGCCCGGAGAGAUCCGGAACAUACUCUAUGAGUAUGUCACUGGUCACUACAGCAUAUACCACACAUCCGACGGCCACUUGAUCGUCGGCCCCAUCGACCCGUGGGACUGGCGCCACACAUUCGUCGAGUUCCCGAGCGUCGCCAACCUGCUUGCUCUCACCCUCGUCUGCCGCCAGACCUACAUCGAGUCCCGCCUGCACAUCUUCACUAACAACACUUUCGACACGAAGAACUUUUUCUACUUCCAGAGGCGAGUGGAGAAUCUGAGCACGGAGCAGAAAAAUGCCAUCUCCACAAUUACCCUCAGAUUCGACUGCAUGGGCAAGAUCGGCUUCAAUAUUUACCACUUGACCGACACGCUCGACCCCACCGAGCAUUUCCUGGUCAAGCCUUACCUCGAGAUGCUGCCUGCGUUCGCCGGGUUGAAGCGGGUGGUUAUGGACAGUACGAACAUGACACAACGCGACGAUGAGUACAAUAAGUACCCAAAGGCCAUGGAGGGAUACGCUGUCUUUGGUAUAUGGCGUCUCUUCCAAAAGGAUGGCAUGUUGGUCGAGUUCAUCGAAGGUCCUGUAUUCCGGCUGCGUGCUUGCUGCGGCAAGUGCGAGUCCUGUACUCAAAGGGAGGGAACAUCGAUGGAGCAUUCAAGUGAGAGGACCGAAGUUUGA